GCGUCCUGCUGCCGCUCAAAAGGUCGAUUUUACCCCUGGGUUUAGUUUAUAUUAUUUCUUUGCUGAACGUAAAUUAGGCCGCUUUAGAGUCCUUUUAGGUAAAGAGUGUUCCCCUUUUGCAAUUCUAGGUUCUCCAAUUUCUUGUUUGUGCUUAUGAAAUUAUAGAGUUUUGUUGUUUCUAUGGUGGUCCGAAAAUCAGCGGGAACUUGUUAGCUUUCAGAUGCCCAGUUUUCCUUGAUUGCUCUUUCUUAGUUUCUCUCAAGCGUUACCCAUUGUCUCUGCUACACGGCAACACAUUAACUUGGGAACAAGAAAUACUUACUUUGCAGUGUUUGUUAUUGGCCAACACCAACUAGUUUGGGAUUAAAUCAUAGCAGAGGUGGAUCUUGGAUUUGAAAUUUAUGGGUUCGGGAUUCUAGGACAGCGACCUUAAGUGCUAGUGACUGAGUUCUGAAUUUAAUACUCGUGCAUAUUUAGUUGAUUUCUUAACAAUAUACAGGAUCUGAGCCAAGCUACUGGGGUCGGUCGAACCCGUAUGUUACACUCUGCGUCUGCCCUUGAGUGAUAGUAGUAGUAGUAGUUGUUGUUGUUGUUGUUGUUGUGUCUUGUGUGAUACUGAUACUAGUCUCAUGAAGUUCUAUGCUAGAAAACUGCCCUUUAGAUACAUAUCUGUUUUUCUCCCAUUUGGGGUUUGUAACAUUUCUAAUGUACCAUGUAAAAGUUGCUUUAGCUACUUUUCCACCUUGUCUAGUGUGUUUUGUUCCGUAAGUCCCCAGUUUGCUGGCAAUAGAAUUCCAGGUGAGCAACAGAAAUGCAUGAUCUUGGGAAGAGAUUCUGAUGUUAAUGUUGUACUUGCUAGAAUAAGUCCUGGAAGCAGUGAGGCUGAGGUUCUCCAGUCAUUGCUUUCUGAUCCGGAUUGUGAUUCCAUACAUAUCACUGAUAACUUUGUUGAUAGGAUGCUUUAUCGCUUCAAAGAUGACUGGAAGUCUGCACUUGGUGCUUUUAGAUGGGCACAAUCACGUGCUGGCUACAAUCCCUCACCAGAAUUGUACGAUAAGUUGGUAGAUAUACUGGGAAAGAUGAAGAAAAUGGAAAAGAUGCACUCAUUGAUAGAUGAAAUGCAUGCAAACCAUCUUGUUUCUCUCAACACAAUAGCAAAAGUUAUGAGAAGGUUUGCAGGUGCAGGAGAGUGGAAAGAAGCAGUGAGGACAUUUGACGAGUUGGGAAAAUUCGGUUUGGAGAAGAAUACAGAAUCAAUGAAUCUGUUACUAGACACUUUGUGCAAAGAAAAUAAAGUCCAACAGGCACGUGAAAUUUUUUCCGAGCUCAAGUCGCAUAUACCACCAAAUGCAAACACGUUUAACAUUUUUAUUCAUGGUUGGUGCAAAGUUAAUCGGGUAGAAGAAGCGUACUGGACAAUUCAGGAGAUGAAAGGCAAUGGUUGUUCUCCUUGCGUCAUCAGCUACUCAACAAUCAUCAUGUCCUACUGCCAGCAAUUUAACUUCCAGAGGGUCUAUGAGCUGCUUGAUGAAAUGCAAGGACUGGGAUGUGUACCAAAUGUUGUCACUUUCACCACCAUCAUGUGUUUCUUGACAAAAUCAGGGGCAUUUGAGGAAGCCCUUAAGAUUGCUGAGAGGAUGAAAUCAGUUGGUUGUAAACCUGAUACACUUUUCUACAACGCUCUGAUUCAUACAUUAGGCAGGGCGCACCGAUUACAAGAAGCUACUCGUGUCUUGAAGGUUGAAAUGCCCGGAAAUGGUGUUCAACCUAAUACAUCGACGUAUAAUACUAUCAUUGCCAUGUUUUGCCAUCAUUCCCAAGAGGAAAGAGCGCUAGAAUUUUUAAGGGACCUGGAAAGUUCACCAUAUUGUAAACCUGAUGUUCAGUCAUACUUUCCACUGCUCAAGUUGUGCUUUAAAGUUGGGAAGACAGAUGAUUUCCUGAAUAAGUUGGUGAAUGACAUGGUUAAUAAGCAUCAUCUAAGUCUUGAUCUAUCAAGUUAUACACUUCUUAUCCAUGGUUUGUGCAGAGCAAAUAAAUGUGAAUGGGCCUAUCUUGUUUUUGAGGAUAUGAUCCGCCAAGAGAUUACUCCUCGAUACAAGACAUGCAGUGUGCUACUGCAGGAAAUCAAACAGAAGAAUAUGCAUGAUGCUGCCGAUAGGAUUGAAUUGUUCAUGAAGAAAAUGAAGACCUCCUGAAUAGUUCCUGGAAACUAAUUUGAUGUUUCGUUUAUCAAGUAACAAGUUUCCCUUCAUAAGUGCCUGCUUUUAAUAGAUUGUUGAAUUUGAAAUGUAGAUUUCUUGUUUGGCAUAACACUGAAAUCUGGGAAUAGCGCUGCAGCUGUUCUCUCUGGUUUGGUAUGAAGCUUGUACCUUGAUCACAUUAUCUUACUAUUUCUUACGUCUGGCUGCUUAAUUAAGCCAGAGUAGUAUCAUGUUGCUUGGCUGCUGAAUACACGGAGAUGAUUAUCUUUCGGUUCACAAGGCUAGUCCUGGAGCAACUCUUAGUAGUCCUCACUGAUGCUUUAAAAGAUUACAAAGCUCCAUUCCAGGUUCUAGUUUGUUGCUCAUGAUCCAAGGUUUUUUCCCCUUAAUUUAAGAUUUUUGGAAUUCCAAAUUGAUGCUUGGCAGAUUAACCUUUUUACAGAUGAUGGGGCAUUGGUGAAUUGUCCAUGGUCCUCCUACGCUUGAGUUGCACUCACUUGCACUAAAAUUAUUUUGCUGGCCUUUGCUCUUCUUCAUGCUGCAAAAAGAACGGGAAUACUUACUAUACGCAUUCCUGAGAAGGAUAAAUUGGCUUCCAAUCUGUGCUAAAGAUAUGGUAUCUGUGCACAAAAUAUUUGGAUGAUGAUCUUGGAAUUCUUGAAAUUGCAAACCUUUUUUUGGGAUAAUGGUGGUUUUCGGGCCAUCUUGGUGGCACCUUGCCUAUUCCAUCGAGCUUUGUUACCUCCAACCAGCACAAGGCAGAUGGACAGAAUUACCUAGCAUAUUCGUCUCUCUUGAGAUUUGGACCUUAGUCUACCAUGAUUUUUCAUCCACUUCAUUUACCGCUCGGUCAUACCAAUGGUGCCAGACCUAGAAGAAGUGAAUUAUACUACUAAUGAUGAAGGGCUUUGUGUAAAUGAUGUACAAUGCUGUAGUUGAAGCUAAUUUUAAGAGUUACUUUCUUAUUGAUGGAUAACAUAGAGAAAUGAACGUCUUUUUCCGUCCAAUAUUUUGUCGGUGACUUCUAAAUGGAUGCCUUUUCAGCCC
Molecule: messenger RNA, 3251 nt
Organism: Nicotiana attenuata
Lineage: Eukaryota; Viridiplantae; Streptophyta; Magnoliopsida; Solanales; Solanaceae
Product: pentatricopeptide repeat-containing protein At3g04130, mitochondrial
Exons: 2
Coding region: 630-2198 (522 amino acids)
Molecular function (GO): protein binding
Source: RefSeq, a predicted model, not a curated record